Carassius auratus (goldfish) is the source of this 1319-nucleotide messenger RNA. Its product is annotated as GTPase IMAP family member 4-like. The record is from RefSeq and is a predicted model, not a curated record. Gene Ontology annotation, molecular function: GTP binding. NCBI's taxonomy places the organism in Eukaryota, Metazoa, Chordata, Actinopteri, Cypriniformes, Cyprinidae. Bases 237 to 1247 code for a protein of 336 amino acids. The transcript has 3 exons.
AGCAGCACAAUGUGAGAAUCGAUGGAAAGGAGGAGAAAAGACACAUCACAGUCAUCAACACUCACCUGCUCGAGCCAAAUCUCUCACAUCAUCUGAUAAUCCAGAAAGUGAGAGAGUGUGUGUCUCUGUCUGCUCCAGGACCUCAUGUGAUCAUACUCGUACUGCAGUACAAAGACUUCAGUGAGAACGACAGUCAGAGAGUAAAAACUGUGCUGAACCUCUUCAGUGAGCAGGGCAUGAAACACACUAUAGUGGUGACUACUGAUGAAGAGACACAUUGGUACAUAUUGACUUAUAGGAAUAAUGCUAUUCAUGAUUUAAUAAAGGAGUGUGGAGGAAGACAUCUUCAGUUUGAUACAAGAAACCCGGGAUGGCGAUCAGAGUUGUUCAGAAAGACAGAGGAGGUUCUCAUUGGUAACAUGUAUGAGGAUGGAGUUGAUGGAUCAUCAGUGGAUUUAGUCAGAGAUGACAAUGAAGAGGAGGAUUCUGAUCUCAGAGAGUGCACAGAAACAGGAUGUGAUGGAAGAGAAACACUGUUAAAGGCACCGAUGGAAAAACUGCGGAAAUCAUUUCAUAUGUGGUUUCAGUCACAAGCUUCAAGAGAAAGAGAAGAUGAAAUAAGGAUUGUGCUGCUGGGAAAAACUGGAGUCGGGAAAAGUUCAACAGGAAACACCAUCUUAGGAAGAAAAGUGCUUAAAUCAGACAUUUCUGAAACAUCUAUUACUAAAGUGUGUCAUAGAGAGACAGCUGAAAUCAACAGCAGACACAUUACUGUGAUCGACACUCCAGGACUGUUUGAUACUGAUCUCAGUAAUGAAGAAAUCCAGAGAGAAAUCAGCAACUGCAUCUCCAUGAUCCUGCCUGGACCACAUGUGUUCAUCAUUGUGCUUAAUUUAGGACAACGAUUCACUCAAGAAGAGAAAACAGCAGUGAAGAUCAUCCAAGAGACGUUUGGUGAAAACUCUUUAAAGUACACGAUGGUGCUCUUCACCAGAGGAGAUGAUCUGAAUGACAAAACCAUUGAACAGUAUCUGGGAAACCCUGGAUCUGCUUUAAAACAGCUGAUUGGUGUGUGUGAAAACAGAUAUCAUGUGUUCAAUAAUAAAGAGACUAGAGACCGAACACAGGUGACUGAUCUACUGCAGAAGAUAGACAACAUGGUGAAGACAAACGGAGGGAGUUACUACUCGUGUAAGAUGUUCAGAGAGAUGGAGAGAGAAAACAAGAACAACAGAAGAACAUACUGAUGGAGAAAGUGGAGCAAGUAAUCAGAGAAAGAGAAGAACUGAUGAACAAACAUAAAGAAGAGAAAGAGAGGA